This is a messenger RNA of Exophiala spinifera, 594 nucleotides long. RefSeq lists its product as uncharacterized. The transcript has a single exon. The coding region runs from base 1 to 594 and encodes 197 amino acids. NCBI's taxonomy places the organism in Eukaryota, Fungi, Ascomycota, Eurotiomycetes, Chaetothyriales, Herpotrichiellaceae. The record is from RefSeq and is a predicted model, not a curated record.
AUGUCGACCUCGGCAGCAACAAGUGGAGAGCUGGUCUCCCACAGCCACAACAACAACGACAACAGCAACAGCAACAGCAACAGGCAAACCGGCAACGAAAACAACGGCGGCGGCGGCAGCAGCAGCAGCAACAACAACAACAACCAUGGAGAGAUGGGCCAGGUCGGGGGCGCUGUUGGAGCAGGCUCCAACCAUCCUCGACUCGUGGGUCCUUACGACACCCGCCCCCCGCCUCCCACCACGCAACAUCCGCCACAACCAGGUGGUCUGGUGUUCAACCGGGGCUCUACUCGAGCACCCGCGUUGUACACCUCGACAAUUCGAACGAUAGUGCCGCACGUCGCCAUCAGGCAGGGACACAACGUGGCGGAUAGGCCGUAUGCCUAUGAGUGCGAAGUCUGUCGGAGGCGCAAUCGGAAGGUGCAAGACUUCCAUCGACACAUGAGGCAGUUGGAGGGGAGGGAGGGAUUUCGGUUGGUGCGGCCGGUACCCCAGGUGGAGAUGACGUGGUACGGGGUGGACGAUGCAGGGUACCGGUAUAGGGGUCCGUUGUUGAGGCUCGGGCAGGAGCCCUUGAGCAGGAGGCGAAGAUGA